AUGAAGAAUAAACUGAAUUUGAUGACAAAAUACACCGAAUACUGUGGUAGUAGUUCACUUUGCUCUGAUGUGGACACAGCAUAUGCCCUACCCACUGAGAAUGUUUCACUGAAUUGUCCCAUGUGUUUUUGUGAGGACAAUUGUGAAGUGACGAGUCGAUGCUGUGCAGACAAAUCUUUAAGUACGUGUGUUCAACCUGUGUACUCUGCAAAUGAGCAGAAUUAUGUUGAAGCAGAUCGCUUCAUGAUGGUGUCCAUUUGUCCCCAGCACAAAAGUUUGUCAAGUAAUAGCUGUCUUGCUGCGAUGGACAAAAAUAAUUUUCAACAUCUUGCACCCGUUUCUUCACUGAAAACAAAUAUCACAUACGUGAAUGCUCAGUGCUCGAAAUGCCAUGGGGAAAGUGAAGUCAUUGAAUGGAUAUCAUCUAUUUCUUGCCACUAUCAUGAGUUAGAUUUAAAUGUCUAUUCCAACAUCGAAGACUUAUGGGCGGAUAUGAAAGAAAAUAAUUGUAUCAUCGAAUAUUUCCCCCCACCUGAGAGUUACCCAGUUCCGUGUGAAACCGGCUCUCUUAUCAGAGAGUGCAAUUUUACAGGACAGUGGGAUGCCUAUGAUGAAGACAUGGAGACUGCAUGCAAAAAUCACUGGAACCAGUUUGGGAUUUUCCAAAACAUUUUCUGCUUCCUAUGUAAUACACACAUUAACCAAAGACAAGUUUUCAAAUCACAAUUUACCUUUUCAACAAUGAACUCUCUUGAGCAAGAAAUGUUAGAUUCUUGUAAAAGCGAUAUAUUACACAAAAUUUGCGAGAACUGCUCCUUAUCUACAGCUACAAUAACUGACGGCAAAGUUGUUUACAGUUUUACAGAAGGAACAAUAUCAGAAGAAUAUCAAUUCACAAGCAAUGAAUACAAGGCGAAUUUAACAUUGGUCGCCUGGGAUGUAGGGGAAAAUGUCAAAUGCAUACUCGCUGCAGAAAAAUAUAUGAAUUAUACAGAAUUAUCUGACGACUUUGUGAACAUGACCGCUUUGUACGAGGAAUAUGUCAGGUCUGGUGGGUAUGAAGAUUGGUGUCGUGACGAAUACCAAGUCAAUAAAAUAUAUCCUGGUAUCAAAAGCAGAAGAACAUGUUCUUGUGAUCUGGACUGCUACAAGUAUGCGUCCUGCUGUCCUGAUGUCACUUACGACCAACGGAAGACGUGUUUUUCACCAUUUCUGCAUCAAGACAAUAAUCUAAAAUCUAAAGAUUCCAUUUUUGUCUUAAGCAAAUGUCCAUUAAAUUACACUGACUCCUAUGUGAAAUCAAAAUGUGAACAGUGGGAAGAUUACGAAAUAUUCAAUGUACCAGUCAUUGAUGUUACCACCAACGAAGCGUACAGAAAUCAUUAUUGUUACCUAUGUCACAAUCAAGAAGAUGUUCUCAACAAUAAUACUGAGAACGUAAAAGCCUUCAACGUCACAGUGAUUUGUCCACAAACAAUGUACCCUAUGUUUAUGCCAUCGAUGGACUAUGUGCUGAAAUCCUCAAAGCUAAAUAAAUGUUCCCUUUAUUUUACGACCACAUAUAACUUAGAAACUUGCACUUUGCAUGGAUAUGAAGCCAUAAACCAGUGUAAUGUUACUGGCGUUGUUAAGUCAGUGAGCAAUGCUGCUCGAAGAAUGUGUGAGGAUCCAGCAAUGAAUAUCAUGGCAACGUCUCAAAAUUUUAUUUACCAGAACCAAAUUUGUGAUUUGUGCAACAGUAUCGUUUAUGAGGAUCCUAUUGGAAUUUGUAUAAUUUCAAACGAAAAUUCACGUGAAAAAAGCAUGAAUUCAUUACUUUGCAAAUUUGGAGAAUUGGAGACAGAGUUUUACCCCUUUAAGAACGAGUAUUGCCAACGCUGCAACAUACGUGGUGACAUAUUUCGAAAUUAUAGCAGUUCACAAGAUAUCCUGUUUGCCUUACCAUCCUACAGACAGCUGUUUUCUACUCUGAAUGUAGCAAUAAAGAAAACAGAAUUCACAGCGGCUGACUGCAAAGAAAAUGAAUUUUAUGAUAAAUAUCAGUUUUGCUCCGGACUCUGA
Messenger RNA from Ostrea edulis (European flat oyster), 2061 nucleotides. RefSeq lists its product as uncharacterized. The coding region runs from base 1 to 2061 and encodes 686 amino acids. The record is from RefSeq and is a predicted model, not a curated record. NCBI's taxonomy places the organism in Eukaryota, Metazoa, Mollusca, Bivalvia, Ostreida, Ostreidae. The transcript is spliced from 2 exons.